Penicillium salamii is the source of this 360-nucleotide messenger RNA. The record is from the annotation of a GenBank genome assembly. NCBI's taxonomy places the organism in Eukaryota, Fungi, Ascomycota, Eurotiomycetes, Eurotiales, Aspergillaceae.
AUGCGUCUUUCCUCUAUCCUCUUCCUCGGCCUUGCUUCCGUCGCCGUCGCCGAUCUCAACUCCUGGAACGACGUGGUUGGAGAUGUGCCCCAGUGCAUCAAGACAUGUCUCAACGAUUUCUACAACUCUGCCGGUCUCAAGUCCAAGUGUGGAAGCGCCGAAUCAGCCAGUCUUGACUGCCUCUGUGGUGUCAAGAGCUCAGUCGACGAUGUUGCGGAUGACGCCUCCGAUCUGAGCACUUGCAUCCAAGAUGGCUGCGACUCAAGCGAAAUUGCGGACGCUUCUAGCAAGCUUCAGGGCUUCAUGGACCGAUUCAACAGUCUUGAGGACCAGUGCUCUAAGAAGGGUAGGCAUUCAUAA